AUGGCUUCCGUCACGUGCUCCCCCACCUCCCUCCAGCUUCGAUUGGCCUUCGCCGCUCCCAAAUUCCCCCUCGCCCCGCACGUGCGAAUGCGCAACCUCAACAAGAAUCGCGUUCGCCCUCUGCGCGCAGCGCGAGACGGCGCCGCCUCCGAGUGGACCGGGCCCGGGCCCAACCUCGAUGACUUCUCCGGCUGGUCCAACACCGAGGCCGAGCAACAGCCCGACAAGAAGAAUGAGUCCCAUGGAGGAGUUGUGGGAGUAGGAGUGGCUGGAGUGCUUCUUCUUUCAGGGCUUACCUUUGCUGCCUUAUCUCUUGGGAAACGAACUGGUUUCAGACCAGAGCAACACAUGCAGCCCUUCACUGCACAGCAGGAGGAAAUUUUGUCUUCUGAUGAUCAUAAUAAUGAAACAACAGAACAAGUGAAUGUUAACAAAGUGGAGCAAGGAAAGGAUAAAACCGAAGGAUCCCAGUUGAUAUAUGAUAGUAAAAACCCCUCCAAUGAUGUUGAUGAUGCCACUAAACAUAUAUCUGUUCAGGGACAGCAUGAGUCAGCUUUUGAUAACAAGUUAGUUUUUGCCAGUGAAAGUCCAGUGCCACUUGAAUUUGAAAAUACUGCUGAUUCUUUUAAUACCUAUGGAUUUAGAGAUUUUGAUAGCAACCCUACUGUAGAUACAGCAGAAUCUGCUGCCAAUCUUAAAGAAAACCUAUUCAAUGUUGAUCCAGGAGAUCUGCCCAACUAUGAUGAUGCCAAGCCACCACACCAUAAUACUGACCAGCAUGAUGAAAUAAACAGUUCAAAUGGAAGUUUCUCUGCUGAGGUAAAUGAGCCAUCCUUUGAAGAGCGGAGCAUUCCUGGAAAUGAUGUGUUUGAAAAAUCAUCCGUUUCAUCAUCAGCCAAUACACUGGUGAAUGACCUGGGUAUAAAUGAUACUUAUGAGGUUGAUGAAGUUAAAUCUGAAUCUCCAAAUUCUGGAUCCUUUUUCUCUGUUCCUGGUAUUCCCGCUCCAUCAGUAGUUUCUGCAACUGUACAAGUGCUUCCGGGAAAGGUUUUGGUUCCUGCAGCUGUUGAUCAAGUUCAGGGGCAAGCACUAGCUGCACUGCAAGUUUUAAAGGUCAUUGAGCCUGAUGUUCAACCUAGUGAUUUAUGUACACGUCGGGAAUAUGCCCGCUGGUUGGUGUCUGCUAGUAGUGCUCUUUCAAGGAGCACUGUUUCGAAAGUGUACCCUGCCAUGUAUAUAGACAAUGUUACUGAGCUUGCAUUUGAUGAUGUCACCCCUGAGGACCCUGAUUUUUCUUCCAUUCAAGGCUUGGCAGAAGCUGGACUUAUUGAGAGCAGGCUUUCAAGACGUGAUAUACAGUUGUCUUCUGAUGAAGAUGAUAGCCCAUUUUACUUCUCCCCUGGAAGUCCUUUAUCACGUCAAGAUCUUGUCAGUUGGAAAAUGGCCCUGGAGAAAAGACAGCUUCCAGAAGCCGAUAGAAGGAUGCUGUACCAACUUUCUGGUUUUCUGGACACUGAUAAGAUACAUCCUAAUGCAUGCCCUGCCCUAGUGGCUGAUCUAUCUGCUGGCGAGCAUGGAAUAAUAGCUCUUGCAUUUGGUUAUACAAGAUUAUUUCAGCCGGAUAAACCAGUAACAAAAGCUCAAGCAGCUAUGGCUCUGGCUACUGGAGAAGCUUCUGAAAUAGUUAGUGAAGAGCUUGCACGCAUUGAAGCAGAAUCUAUUGCUGAAAAUGCUGUUGCUGCGCAUAGUGCUUUAGUAGCUCAGGUAGAGAAGGAUAUCAAUGCAAGUUUUGAGCAAGAGCUUUUCAUAGAGAGGGAAAAGAUUAAUGCUAUUGAAAAAAUGGCUGAGGAGGCAAGACUUGAGUUGGAAAAGAUAAGAGCUGAGAGAGAAGAAGAUAACCUUGCAUUGACAAAGGAGCGUGCUGCUAUUGACUCAGAAAUGGAGGUUUUUUCAAAGUUAAGACAUGAGGUUGAGGAUCAAUUACAAAGCCUUAUGAAUGACAAGGUAGAAAUAGCACAUGAAAAAGAGAGGAUUAACAAACUCCGGGAACAAGCAGAAGUUGAAAACAAGGAGAUUUCCCGUUUACAAUAUGAACUAGAGGUAGAACGAAAAGCCCUGUCUAUGGCCAGGGCUUGGGCAGAGGAUGAGGCCAAACGAGUGAGAGAGCAAGCAAUAGCAUUAGAGGAGGCUAGGGAUCGUUGGGAGAGGCAUGGAAUCAAAGUGGUAGUUGAUGAUGAGCUCCGCAAGGAGGCCUCGGCUGGAGUUACAUGGCUCAACGCCUCAGAGCAGAUCUCGGUUCAAGGAACAGUUGACAGGGCCAAGAACUUAUUGGACAAGCUCAAACAAAUGGCAGCAGAUGUCAGAGGAAAAUCCAGAGACACACUUGACAAAGUCAUCCACAUGAUUUCCCAAUUUAUUUCAAAAUUGAAGGAAUGGGCAUUCAGAACAGGAAAACAAGCUGAAGAAUUUGGAGAAGCUGCCAUCUCAAAGGUAGGUAAGUCAGCCAAUGAAUUGCAACAAAGUGCCAUUGAAGUUGGAUUUGGUUUCAAAGAUGGUGCAAAGCGAGUUGCUGGUGAUUGUAGAGAAGGUGUUGAGAAAAUCACUCAAAAAUUCACACAGAAGUUCAAGACCUGA
Molecule: messenger RNA, 2634 nt
Organism: Sphenostylis stenocarpa
Lineage: Eukaryota; Viridiplantae; Streptophyta; Magnoliopsida; Fabales; Fabaceae
Source: the annotation of a GenBank genome assembly